Poecilia latipinna (sailfin molly) is the source of this 863-nucleotide messenger RNA. Its product is annotated as triadin-like. Gene Ontology annotation, cellular component: membrane; sarcoplasmic reticulum. The annotation marks the transcript as partial. The record is from RefSeq and is a predicted model, not a curated record. The transcript has 7 exons. Lineage: Eukaryota; Metazoa; Chordata; Actinopteri; Cyprinodontiformes; Poeciliidae. Gene Ontology annotation, molecular function: signaling receptor binding.
GGGUGGAGGAGGGGUAUUGCUGUAUCUGCAAUCCCAGGCCCAACCUGCCAAAGGGCAAAGACAGCGACUGUCUAAACUUGGUCUCUGUCUCUCCAGCCUUUUCCUCUUGGGAAGCAUUAAAGACAAACAUUAGAAAAUAAUUUGACUUUUUGGCUGUCUGAUAAAAGAAAGGAAGUUCUAAUUUACAAACAAGAGUCUUGCUUAAGAGUUUUUCACGCUGAAGUACCCAGUAGGAUUAAAUCGUUCAGAGGAGUGAGGAAAAUCCUGAUGUUUUGUCUUCAUGGAAACAAUCUGCUGAAGGACUGAAGCCUUUUCAGAAGGAUUUUAAUUCUGGAAGUAUGACUGAAGCAGCUGAAGCUCGCUCGUCAGUGACAACCACCAUGGUCAUUGACGGGAAGGCCGUGGAGGCCGGCUCGACGACUCUCCGGUCAUCGAAGAAAACUUUGACAGAUGACCUCUACUCCACGUUCAGCUCCCCUCUGGCCUGGAUCCUGGUUCUGGCACUAAUCAUCACCUGGACAUGCGUGUUCAUUAUUAUGUUUGAUGUGGCUGACUAUAAGACCAUUGCUGAUCGGCCUCCUGCUGGGAUCAGGAAGGUUUUAAAGAGUUCAGGGCGCAGAGGAGGCCUCAGUAAGUUCGGUUCAGAUCCUGUGAAGGUGGUGAACGAUGCCGUGGACGAAUCAACAAACAUUAUUAGUGCCGUGUUCAGUUUCGCUGCGAACCUCAUUGCUCCGGAUGAAGACGAAGGAACGCUGUAUGCAGUGAGGAAAAAAGGAGAAUUUUUACCGCCAAGAAGUAAAGUUAUAGGAAUGCAAGUUGAGACAAAACUAGAAACGACAGAAGAAGCAGCAAAGGAAGAGGAA